Molecule: messenger RNA, 4795 nt
Organism: Acaulospora colombiana
Lineage: Eukaryota; Fungi; Glomeromycota; Glomeromycetes; Diversisporales; Acaulosporaceae
Source: the annotation of a GenBank genome assembly
AAGAGAAGAAACUGCCAAAGUUCCGGUAGUAGAAUCAUCGUCCACCAAUGCUUCGGAUGAUAUAAACCUGGAUGACGAUCCUGAGCAAGCAAUGAUGAGGAUGAUGGGAAUGUCAGGAUUUGGCAGCACAAAGGGUAGAAAGGUUCCGGGUAACGACACCGCGGCAGUUAGUAUUAAAAAGCAGAGGCAGUACCGACAAUACAUGAAUAGACGUGGUGGAUUCAAUAGCGGAGAAAAACCGGCUGCAAUACUCGCAUCCCUUUUUUCGGAUACACCUCUCUGGCAUGGCGGAUUUACCACUCACGUAAUAAAAAAUUUUGACCUUUUGGGAUACGAGGCCGCUAUUCAAAAAAGUCGGGAGAUAGCGUCGCAAAAGCUACAAAAAACCUUCCAAAAUGCAGAUGCUAACAAAGGACCUGUUCGCGGCAUCGCCUUCCAUCCAACACAACCCCUGUUCGUGUCAGGCGGCGAUGACUACAAGAUCAAAGUGUGGAAUCACAAGACCCGCAAAUGUUUAUUCACACUAAAUGGACAUCUGGAUUAUGUGCGAACGGUCUUCUUUCACCACGAAUACCCUUGGAUUCUAAGUGCGUCUGAUGAUCAAACAAUUCGGAUCUGGAAUUGGCAGUCAAGAAAUUGCAUCGCCAUUCUAACGGGACACAAUCACUAUGUCAUGUGUGCUCAAUUUCACCCCAAAGAAGACUUGGUGGUUUCAGCUUCUCUGGAUCAGACCGUCAGAAUCUGGGAUAUUUCAGGUCUGAGAAAGAAAAAUGCUGCACCUACUUCUAUGAGUUUCGAAGACGGUUUGCAUAGAGCGGCGGCAACUCAGGCCGAUAUUUUUGGAAGUACCGAUGCAAUAGUGAAAUAUGUGUUGGAGGGUCAUGAUCGCGGUGUCAACUGGGCCACCUUUCACCCAAACCUUCCGUUAAUCGUUUCGGCCGGUGAUGAUCGUCAAAUAAAAUUGUGGAGGAUGAAUGAUACAAAGGCUUGGGAAGUCGAUACGUGUCGUGGUCAUUUCAACAAUGUAUCCGCUGCACUAUUUCAUCCCCGGCAAGAGUUGAUCAUAUCCGACGCCGAGGACAAGACCAUCCGAGUUUGGGAUAUGUCGAAGAGAACACUUGUGCAAACUUUUAGACGCGAGCAUGAUAGAUUUUGGGUAUUGACCGCCCAUCCUGAAUUGAAUCUGUUUGCGGCUGGUCACGACAAUGGCCUUAUAGUUUUCAAGUUGGAGAGGGAGCGCCCGGCAUAUGCGGUUCAUCAGAAUAACCUCUUCUAUAUCAAAGAUAAAAGUUUGCGAGUUUUCGAUUUUUCCAACGGUUCCGAUCUGUCGGUCCUCUCGGUGCGCAAGAUUGGCGGACAAUAUGUUCAGCCUCGGGCUCUGUCGUACAACCCCGCCGAACGUGCUGUCAUCAUAACCACGCCUACUGACGGUGGGAGUUUUGAUUUAUUCAAUUUGCCAAAAGAGUUUGGCGGCGAACCACGAGAAGUGUCCGGGGAAGGUAAACACGGUGCUGGGACGUCUGCAAUUUUCAUUGCAAGAAAUCGUUUUGCGGUGUUGGAUAAAACGCGUCAGCAAAUAGAAAUCAGGGAUCUCUCCAACGCCACCACCAAAUCCGUUAAGCCUCCUGCAAUCGUGAGCGAGAUUUUUAGCGCCGGAAGCAGCAAUCUUUUACUCCUCAGCACUCCAACUUCGGUGAUACUGUACGACAUUCAGCAACGUCAGACCGUGGCUGAGAUAAAUACCCCCCCGGUGAAAUAUGUCGUGUGGUCUUCCGAUCAUUCUCAGGUGGCUCUUUUGAGCAAGCACACGAUAACGAUUGCGAAUAAGACAUUAGAACAAAGUUGUCUGAUUCACGAGACUAUUAGGAUCAAGAGCGGUGCCUGGGACGAUGCUGGUAUUUUCGUGUAUUCCACUCUAAAUCACAUUAAAUACGCACUUUCGCAGGGUGAUAACGGAAUUAUCCGUACACUUGAUCAGCCCGUUUAUCUCACAAAGGUCAAAGGGAAAAAUAUUCAUUGUCUGGACAGGGACGGUAAGACACGCGUCAUCAGCAUAGAUCCCACCGAAUAUCGCUUCAAAUUGGCUCUCAUCAAACGCAAUUAUGACGAGGUCUUGCAAAUCAUUCGAACCUCAAACCUGGUUGGACAGGCCAUCAUCGCUUACUUACAGAAAAAGGGAUACCCCGAGAUUGCGUUGCAUUUUGUAAGAGACGAUAAAACUCGGUUUGACCUUGCCCUUGAAUGUGGCAACAUUGAUGUUGCAUUAGAGACCGCGAAAUCCAUGGAUCGUGAAGAUUGUUGGAACAAAUUGGGUUCCGAGGCUUUACGCCAAGGAAAUCAUCAGAUCGUUGAAAUGGCGUAUCAAAGGAUAAAAAAUUUUGAUCGCCUGUCGUUCUUGUACUUGGCGACGGGAAAUUUAGAAAAGUUGAGGAAAAUGUUGAAGAUUGCCGAGUCGAGAAACGAUUACAUGUCAAGAUUCCACAACUCACUUUAUUUGGGUGAAGUUGAAGAACGCGUUCGAUUACUAAAAGAAAUUGGUCAAUGUGAAGAUCCUUUCAGUUUCAACCACGGUCUCACCGAGGAAGCGGAGUCGAUCCUGACAGCCGCUGGACUUAGCCCUGAAGAUAUCACGGAUUUACCGGCCAAUGGACAAUUGUUAAAGCCGCCUACGCCAAUCAUCAAACAGGCCGAUUCUAAUUGGCCUUUGCUAACCGUAUCUCGCUCAUUCUUUGAUAGCGCAUUUUCUAAUGCUGAUAGUAAUCCACUUGCGGCGCCUCUCUCGUUCAACGCUAACGAUGAGAUAGAAGAUAUUAAGGGAGAUUGGGCGGGUGAAGAUGAUCUCGGAUUCGGUGGUGACGUGGAGAACGCUAUUGAUGGUCAACCUGUGACAUCGCCACUUAUUGAAGAAGGCUCUGGCUGGGACAUCGAUGCGGAUCUCAGUGUUCAGCUGGAUACCGAGAUUCAAGAUUUUUCCAAUGGAGCACCAGGGGAGUUCGUACCUCCGACCUCAGGCACAAACGAAUCAGAGUUAUGGACACACAAUUCACCUUUGGCGGCUGACCACGUGGCUGCCGGAUCGUUCGAGACAGCCAUGCAGAACAUCAUAUCUGUGCAGCUUCAGGAGGCGUACAAAACAACGACUCAGGGAAAAUUUCAAGAUGCCACGAUACAAUUCCGAUAUAUUCUACACUCGAUCUUGUUGAUAGCCGUAUCGAAAAAAUCGGAGGUGGAUGAGGUGCAUCAACUUAUUGAGGUUUGCCGCGAAUACAUCGUUGGACUCACGAUGGAACAAACCCGUCGUAAAUAUCCGCUUGAUAAUCCGGAAAACACGAAACGAGCACUGGAGUUGGCCGCUUACUUUACCCACUGCCGACUGCAACCGGCCCACUUGCAGCUCAGUCUGCGAUCAGCGAUGACACUGAGUUUCAAGGCCAAGAACUGUUUGACGGCUUCCAUGUUUGCCAGACGAUUAUUGGAAUUGGCACCUCCACCAAAUGUGUCCACACAGGCACGUCAGAUUCAGUCGAUCUCGGAAAAAACUCCUCGGGACGAGAUCACGCUCGAUUACGAUCAGUACAAUCCAUUUGUAGUCUGUGGUAUUUCCAACACGCCAAUUUACAAGGUCGAUCCUCUUCUCAAUAAGCUCUAUACGAUGCCUCCGGUCAAGGAACGGAAGACGUUUUUAGAAGAGGUUAACUCCAUUGACGACAAAGAAGUUUUGAGGCGAAUGCUCAUACAAAAAGAACAAGAGAAAGACGGUAUAGCACAUAAUUUGGACAUAGCAGCACGUCUCGGCCUUGAAAUUUCGGGGAAAAACGAGGAACUUAAGAUGAAACUUGACCUAGCCCAACAAGCUGAGGCACAGGCCUAUCUAAAGCUUUCCGCGCUCGAGGAAGAAAACAGAAUCUUGCUCUCAAAAGCUUCUCACAGUAAUGACCUCGCCACUCAACUGGCAGCCAGUGAGGAUCAGGUAAAGAUAUUACGCGAGCAUCGAGCGUUUCUGCAGAAAGAACUUGACACCGCUCGACGAGAACUAAAAAGGUUCCGAAAGGAACUUGACAGUCUUUCGGGACAGAUGAAUGAUAUGGCCGAAGACAUGUGGGAAUCGCGCAAUAAAGUUAACACAUAUGCCAAGAAGCUGGUGGACGUUGAGCAACACCUUGCCGACACGCAAGAGAUGAACGUGAAUUUAUCCAUACAGCUUGAAAAGUCGCUCAACUCUCAGAAGAUAUCUAGCGCGACAACCACGCAAAUCGUCAAGAUGAUUCAGGCAGAUCUCGGAAGGGUUGUCCUCGAAAAUGAGCACCUGCGCGCUAGCAUAAACGAGUUGGAAAACCGACAAGUGAAAUGUGAAGGAAAGCUUAGUGAAAUGAUAGUAUCAGCCCAGGAGUACGCUCAUCUCUUAGAAGAAGCCCAAGACACCAUACAUUCGUUGAGUGAGACUCGUCUCGAAUCUGAUAUCGAAAAUUUAGACAUAUUGCCUGGGCGAAGCCGCGGACACGUAGAUCAAGUGAUUGCCAAGGACUCACCUCCAUUAAAGGGUUCCCCAUUUUCGACCGAGGUGGAACAACAAUUGGAGAAGACCAUAGAGGAACGACUCAUGUCCCAAAUGCCACGGACUCACUGUGGUCAUGUUACGAAUACGUCGGUAGACGUGAAAAAGGCAGCCGCGGGCCUGAAAUAUUUGUUGUCUGCUCGUGAGGUAGAGGGAAAAGAUGUUGGCAAAGGAAAAAGUGUUGAGAGACGACCAUUUGGUGGUGGCUACGUUUUGCAUUCCUACAACGUACGAAUCUGA